GUAUACGGUGGGAGUGGGGUGUGGGUCGUGUGGUGGGGCGUAGGUCGCGGGGAAUUUGGCGCUUCGAGCAGUUUGGUACGUGGGAUAAGUGAUGAGACUGGAACUGUGUGACUGUGUGACUGUGAGAGUGUGGUGGGACCGAUUUCAGAUUCAGUCGGUGCGUGCGAGCGGGUCAGAUCGGUUGUUGGAUCACGUCGAUCAUCGUUUAUCAUGCUUUCCGACUCUCCGCGCGUUUCUUUCGUUUUUCUGCACGCGCGGACGUAUUUUUGAUAUCGUCGUCUUUAGGGUGUAUAAUCGUUUCAAUAAUAGCGUGCACGUAAAUACGUCAAUUUGUUUAUCGCAGAGUUUUGCCGAGUUUGUUUGUGCGCGCGCGCAACAUAUUCCAUUAGCCAACAUGUUCCGAUUUGCAUCUUUUUGGGACUGUGCGGAGAGUGUCGCGCUUAGCAGCUGAAGCAAGAUUGAAUCAUACAGCGCGGAUAAAUUUCAGUUGCAAAUUUUGUCAAAUCGCGCUCUAUGUGAAAACUGAAGGUUUCGAUCAUCUCAAUCGUCGUCAUCAUCAUCAUCAUCAUCAUCAUCAUCGUCGUUGUUGUCGUCGUCGUCGUCGUCGUCGCCGUCGCCGUCAUCAUCAGCAUCAUCAUUUCUAUCGAUGUGUUUUCGCCGCUCCUUGACUUGAUUGGAAAUGUUUCUCGCGCGAUCCUCGAGAGAAGGAACGCGAAAAAGUUGGCGCGAUAAACGUAAGCUUUCAGCUGCGUAAAGACGCGAAAUGCGAAAUGAGUAAGAAGAACGAUUAAAUUGAUUAAAACAACUAAAUUGAAACACGUUAGACGUUAGACAAACAAUGAUAUCCGCUCUAUUCGAGGAUAAUCGUGAUUUAGGUACGAGCGGCGCGAUGCAUUUCAACUUUUUCAGCCGGCUAUUUUCCUAGUAACGCACGCACUCUCAUCACGCACAAGCACAAGCGGUAUAGUCGAAGUUAUUUGAGAAAGAUAGGCGAGAUAUUUCCGCGCGUUCUUUAAUGGACGCUACGUCGAUCCUAGUUGCAUUCUGUCGACGAGACGUCUGCGAAGAAAACAAGAUUCGAAAGGAGGUAGAGGAGAGACCUUGAGAGACCUCUCUGCGGAGGGUUUUAUGGAUAUAUGUACGAAGAUACCGGCACGAAUACCUCAAAAUAUGCGUUCGCGCGCGCGCGCGCGCGCGCGCGAAAUCUCUGCAGUCUGACAACGCGAUUUUCAUGGAAUGAUGAAUUGAUUCGCUCGAAUAAUGUGUAACGCGAUGAGAUUGAUGCGGAAUCGAUCUCUCGAUAAAUACAUAUACAUAUUAGUGAUCACUUUCGAGAGCGCGAGAAAACGCUGAAUACGUUUAGAACGAAAAUAGAUGUGCGUGUGCAUCAAUGGGAAUUGCAGAUAUGUCGCGAAUUUCAAAUCGUAUCGCCACAAUUAGCGCGGCCCUCGGCAUCGUUUUACUCGUCAUAUUGCUAGUAAUCUUGUGGUCGAAUGUGCGCAACGUAGACAGGAUCGGAGAUGUUGGCCGAAUGCAGAACGAUUCAAUGGUCGAUCGCUUCGUCGUCGAUGAAGCGCGAGAGAAGCGGAUCGACGGUGUUGCAUGGAUUACUACAACAUUGGACUCGAUCGAGCAGAAUUUUACAAACGAGGUGCUUUCCAAGGAAACGCAAAGUACAAAGAAACACAAUAACGCAUCAUCGAUCGAUGUGUUGCGGUUAGCUAAGGGUAAUCUAGAAUACGUCAAGCCUUUCAAAAUUAGUCAAAAUCAGUACGAAGAUCCACCCGAAGAAUUUUCCACGGCAAAGAGACAUCACAGUGGUCACUUUCGACAUGCGUCGGCCGAAGUUUGGGAUCCUCAUCCGCAAUAUGAAUUUACCGCCUUUGGAAGGCGAUUUCGUUUGCGAUUGGCGCACGAUGCCAGUUUCGUAUCUCCCGAUCUAAAGGUGACGCAUAUGAGCGAGAACACAACUAGAAGAGAACAUGCUGGUCAUCAGUUGGGUUGCUAUUACAGCGGGUCAGUCGACGGCGAUCCAAGUUCAGCGGUCAGUGUCAGCCUUUGUCACGGAAUGACUGGUCAUGUGAAAACGUCAAUGGGAAGCUACUUUAUUAAACCUACCGAACAUUGGCGUGAGGGCGACAAGGAUUCACUUGGAUCUUUGUUACAACACGCCAUUUAUCGCGUACCCGCGACGGCGUCCAAUUUGAAUGAUAAUUCCAACUUCCAACAUAUUUCCGAAAACAAAAUUGAGAGUCGCAACUGUGGUGUAAUAGAUACAUACGACUCGGACGACAGACCCGCCUCGUUAACGGAUGAUCCUUCUGCUCAUAAAGUUUACGUUGGGACGGGUUCGCGAAAGCGUAGAUCAUUGAUGACACGAGAAACCGCAUCGCAGCGAGAGCAAAACGAGCGGGAAUACGAACGAUUCGUGGAACAGACCGUACACCGUCCAGAUUUUUUCCAAAAGGUGGAUUACGACGACAGUUACCAGAACGAGAAGUACACUCAGGAUCCAAAAAUGGACUCGAAUUUCUUCGUAACGUGGAGACCACGGCGAGCCUUACCGCGUGAAUAUUUCAUCGAGAUCAUGGUGGUGGCGGAUGCGAAAAUGGUGGAAUAUCAUGGCAGCGGCUUAAUCAGUUAUAUUCUUGUUCUAAUGAGUACGGUUUCACGUAUCUACAAGGAUCAAUCUAUCGGCAAUCCGGUGAGUAUAGCCGUGAUGAAGAUUAUCAAGACUGAUGAAGUUUUUGGUAUCAAACAUAGCGGAAGCGACGGAAUCGCGGCGGCUGAAAUGCUGAAACAAUUUUGCCAGUGGCAAAAACACAAUAAUCCGGAUGAACCUUCGCCGGAUCAUCACGAUGCUGCACUUCUUUUAACCAGAGAAAAUUUAUGCCACAAUCCGGGUCAAAAACGUUGCGAUACUUUGGGCUUGGCUGAGUUGGGUAGAAUGUGCUCGCCAGGAUCUUCAUGCGCCAUCGUACAGGAUAAUGGAUUAGCCGCGGCGUUUACCAUCGCACAUGAAAUUGGUCAUGUACUCAACAUGCCGCACGAUGACGAUGCCAAAUGCGCAAGUUUCAGGAAUCGUUCGGGUGUACACAACGUGAUGUCCCGCAUGCUGGACGAUAAUACUUUUCCCUGGGAAUGGUCCAAAUGUUCCCGAUACUAUGUCACCGAAUUUCUCGAAGCUGGAUAUGCCAAUUGUUUACUAGACGAACCAAGCAAAAUGAUGGAGAGACAGACUGGUCGGUUACCUGGCGAAGAUUAUUCGGAAAACAAACAGUGUGAGCUCGUCUUUGGACAUGGAUCUAGAAUUUGUCCUCAUAUGGUGAGUGAUGUGUGUAGGAGACUAUGGUGCACCGCGCCAUUGUGGGAUUACCAUCAGCAGUGUCAUACCCAGCAUAUGCCGUGGGCCGAUGGUACACCUUGCGGUGUCGACAAGUGGUGUCAUCGCGGCGAGUGCGUCUCGCGCAGGAAUCUUGAGCCGGUAGAUGGUCAGUGGGGCGAAUGGGGAAGAUACGGCGAAUGCUCGCGGACUUGCGGCGGCGGUAUCAAGAGAAAGUAUCGUGAAUGUGAUAAUCCGGCGCCAAAAAACGGCGGCAAUUACUGUAUCGGCGAGCGCGUCAAAUACCGCAGUUGCGGCACCAGAGAAUGCCCGCCAGGCAGUUCAGAUUUUAGAGAACAACAAUGCUCAAAAUUUGACAACAACAAUUUCAACAUUCAAAAUCUUGCUAGGGAUGUCAAGUGGCAUGCAAAGUACACUAGAAUAUUACCGCAAGACCGUUGCAAACUAUACUGCCAAGUGGAAAGCAAUCAGUAUUACAUGUUACGUGAUAAAGUAAUCGACGGGACGCCCUGUGGACCCGACACUUUUCACAUAUGCGUUAACGGCCAAUGCAAGCCGGCUGGAUGCGAUCACGUUUUGAAUUCGACAGCCGAACUCGAUACUUGUGGAGUCUGUAGAGGCGACAAUUCUACUUGUCAGAGAAUCACGGGCUCUUACAACGCUAGUGUAUACGGUUACACGAAAGUAGCUAAAAUUCCUGCCGGUAGCAGCUACAUCGACAUUAGACAACACGGAUGGCUAGGCUCUCAUAACGACAGUAAUUAUCUUGCGUUACGAAUUGGAGAAGACGGCGAAUAUAUCCUAAAUGGCAACUUUAUGGUAAUGCACCGUAAAGUGAUUGUGCAUCCGGGCGUCACCAUAGAAUACAGCGGACCAGAAUCGAUUGUAGAACGUUUAAAUAGUUCCCGGCCUAUUAUCAUCGAUUUAAUUUUGGAGGUGUUAUCCGUAGGGAACGUGUAUCCACCUCAAAUCACAUACGAGUAUACUGUACCGAAAAGAAUUUUAAACAGUUUUACAUGGUUGCUCAGCGAUUGGUCGACAUGCAAUCGAAUGUGCCAAGGUAUGAAAUAUCGUAAAGUCAUAUGUAGGAGCACCGAGCAUAAGGACGAAGUGCCCGAUGAUUAUUGCAAAGGCGAGGAAAAGCCGCAAGAAGAUAGUCAAAUAUGCAACGCAUAUUGUACGCUGCAAUGGCAAAUGAUUUCUGUCUCCGAAUGCUCAAAUCAUUGCGGUCCAGGGGUGCGGACCGUCACUUGGCGAUGCGUUCAAAUCUUGUUAGAUUCGCCGCCGCAUCCUCCACGACCAGUACCGGCGCAUGCAUGCUUGCAUAUUGAAAAACCGAGCGAGCAUCAGUCGUGCAUUGGCCCGUGCGACGACGCUCAUUGGAGUUACAGCGAAUGGAACGCCUGUAGUGUUUCGUGCGGCGGUGGUAUACAAUUGAGAAGCGCGAUAUGCGUAGACUCAAACGAGAGGCAGGUACGAGAUCAGAAUUGCGCCAGACAAGAAAAGCAUCUCAAGAAAAUAUGCGGCCAAGAGGCUUGCCCGAAAUGGGAUCUAGGAGAAUGGAGUCCGUGUUCCGUGACUUGCGGCGUGGGAAAACGGCACAGAGCCUCUUGGUGCCAAGUCGAGAAUCGCGUAGUACCGCAUACCUUUUGUAGCGGUACACCGAUCGCAACGACAGAAAUCUGCGCUGUUGGUCCCUGUUACUACUGGCAUACCGGCGACUGGAGUCCGUGUUCAGUGACAUGUGGCGAAGGAAUAUUGCGCAGAAAAGUCGUUUGUCAAAAUCCCGAUGGUAUGAAUAGCGAUGAAUGCCCCAUAUCCGAGAAACCAGAGACUUCAAUUGCUUGCACACUAAAACCAUGUCUCAAUGUCGUCAGUUUGCCACCCAUUUAUUCAUCAUCCAAUCCCCCGCGCGAAGAUCCUUUUCAACAGGAUAAUGAAAUCGACAGCAACGGUAUUACGUUCCAUUCGAAUUACAAAUGGCACAUAGGAUCUUAUGGAGAGUGUUCACGAAAAUGCAAUGCUGGAUACAAAAGUAGAAUAGUAAAGUGUAUAUCCUCGGAAACGGGAAUUUUCGCGCCCGAUUAUUAUUGCGACUCUAAUCAACAACCGAUAAACAAAAUUGCAUGCAAUCGUCAUCCAUGUCCAACUUGGAAUACCGGUGAUUGGAGCGAGUGCAACGUAGGAUGCGGUCAUGGAUUCCAGCAUCGCCAAGUACGCUGCCAAAGUCAUCGUGGUGAAACUUUGCCGGACAAAGAAUGUACCGACGAACAACCGAAAUACGUGCGGAGAUGUCAAAAAGAAUCUUGCAAAAAUAAUUCUAAAAACUCCAAGGAAAAUAACUUGGAAUCUAAUAUCGUCCGCAGAUGGAAAAUAUCUAAUUGGACUCCUUGCUCGAAAUCAUGCGGUACCGGUGUUCAGACCCGAAGAGUGGAAUGUACAAUGAGAAGAAGUAACCAUGGGCCGGAAAUACCAGUUAAGGAUGAGCAGUGCUCGAGAUCAAAAUCACGCAAGCCAAAAUCGCAGAGAUUAUGCCAACGUAUUGCUUGUGACUAUAUCUGGCAAGAAGGCCCCUGGUCGGAGGUAUCUUAUCUGUGUUCGGUAGAAUGUGGCGAAGGAAUGCAACAUCGUACAGUCACUUGUCAUCGAGUGAAUCGCUACGAAUGGGUCGAUCCAACCCCAACCGAAGGUUGUCCAAUGGAUCAGAAACCUGCCGAGGAUCAAAUUUGUAAACUACGAGAGUGUAGCGAUAAAUAUUAUUGGGUUGCUGGCACAUGGAGAAAAUGUAGUCAUCCUUGUGGACGCAAAGGUCGACAAAUCCGUAAAGUUUAUUGUCAUGACGCAAAUGGCAAAAAAGUUGCACGGUUUCAUUGUUCAUCUGAAUAUAAACCACAACGAAAACGUAAAUGCAAUCAAAGAAGAUGUGGACCAAUUACGUGCCUUGAAAUUCAAAAACGACUCAAAACUACCACAGACGGUGAAUAUUCAUUAUUAAUUGGUGGUAGGAAUAUGGCGAUUUAUUGUCACGGAAUGUCGAGCAUUGAGCCACGAGAAUAUUUGACAUUGCCAGCUGGCGACAGCGAAAAUUAUGCAGAAAUUUACGAUAAGAGGUUGAAAAAUCCACACACCUGCCCCUUUAAUGGUCAAAGGAAUGAUAGUUGCAACUGUGUAUCAGAAUUGGGAUCAGUUUCUGGUAGGACAAUGUUCAAAAGAGUACGUAUAGAUCCUGCAAAACUUUACAUUAUAGCAAAUGAUUACACGUUCUCAUGGACGAAAGGAAUGAAACGCGUAGAGUAUGGCAAAGCUGGUGAUUGUUAUAGCCUUACUGAUUGUCCGCAAGGACGUUUCAGCAUCAAUUUAAGAGGGACCGCCUUGGGAUUAUCGCCAACAGUUACAUGGAUUACGGAAACUUCAAGCGCUUUUUUCGCGAUCAAUAAAAUCAAUGAUCAGCGAAUUCUCGGUAAAUGUGGCGGUUAUUGUGGCUUUUGUAAACCGAAGACAGGCCUAAAACUGGAUGUAUUACUUCCCUAGUCACAGCCAUCAAGUUUUCGUACUACAUUUAUUCUAUAUAUCCGGUGUCAUGAGCCGUGAUAUUAUAUUUAACCACCGAUUUGCUUUAAACUCGAUUAGUUUCUUAAUAUCUUUCGAGAUGUAUAUAUAGUAUGUGUAGGAUAAUGAUACCGAUUGACGAGUUGCGGACCGAUAUAACGAAAUGCAUACAAUGUAUAAACUAUCACUGCCAUCAUGUGUGCAAUUAUGUAAAUUAAAAUUUUGAGUUAUAAAGCUUAUAUUGUUUUGAACAUAUGUUGCAUGAUGGUUCGUAAACAAUACUCUAAAGUCAAAUUUUUAUACAUUCUAUUAAAUAAUCUAUGAUAACGUGCAAAAGAGCAAAUGAAAGUAUAUAGAAUAUAGUAAAAGAUCCCUAUUCUAUCCUAUCAUAGGUGCAAUAGUUUUCUUCUUUUCUAUCCAGUGAAUUUAUCACUAAAUAAAUAUAGAUAGUAAUAUGCAUGUGUGUCUGCAUAUUUAAAUAUGCAAAGAUAUUUGUGCCGAAUUACAAAUACAUGUAUAAUCGUGUUGUGUUUGUAGAAGGUAUAGUGUCUUUAUAAAUGCAAAAGUAAAAAAGAAGCAAAAGAAAAGAAUAAUUGAAAGAACUUGAAAAAAAAUAAAAGAAAAAUAAAAAUAUUUUCUAUUCUUCCAAAUAUUUUUGAAAAUACUUUUCUUUUCAGCUAUAGAAGCAGUUUUUUUUCCCUCUCACGCACGACAGAUUUCUCAGCAAAUGUAUUAUAACAUCGAAAAUUAAUAAAAAAAAUAUUUUAUUUCUUUUAUACAAAAACUUGAAAUAAUGAUACAUCAUAUGUUCUACAAACAUCUUACGAUUGAUGUUGUGCUCUCUCUUUAUAAUUUUAUGAUCAUACAGUUUGCUUUUAUCGUGAUUCACUGCCGUAUUUUUAUAGUGUUCUAUCAAUUUUAAAAAGAAGAAAUAUUAAGGAAACAUCGAUAUUUAAUUUUUACUUUUAAUAUUAACAUAUUAUUUCUCUCUUUCCCUCUCCUUUUCCUUUUUCCCCCUUCACUCUAUCUGCUUUAUACAUGCGUACGCAACACACACACACACACACACACACACACACACACACACACACACACACACAUAUAUAUAUAUAUAUAUAUAUAUAUAUAUAUAUAUAUGUAAGUAUAUAUAACUAAAUCUAAUAUUUUGACAUUCUUAUAAGAAAACAAUUAACUAUUUGUAGUUUCUAGAAAGAAAAUGUAGUUUCUAGAUUGAAAAAAAAGAAGUAUAAUAACCGAGGUAUAUUAUAUACAUUUCUUGCGUGCAAUAAGAAAGUAGAAAGAAGCUUGCAAAAUUUGUUAAACAAACUGUAGGAAGUAUUUCUCCUUUUCUCAUACUUGUAUCUCGUAGAGAGAAGAGUUUUAUUCGUUUUAUCUUGUCGAAGAUAAUCAAUUGCAAUAAUAUUAAUAGCAUAGAAGUAUAAGGCGAAUAGAUCUAUUAGUAUUAUAAUUCACAGAGUACGCAUAUAAAGUAGUUUGAAAAUGGUAUAAAUUAUGCCUAAAACGAUAAUUCACAUCUAAAUAGAUUAUGCAGGAUAUUAUAUUAAAUGGAUCCUACAACAACAGUACUACAACAAAAAUAUAUUUGUCGAUCAAUAUAUUUCAAGAGAUUCGAUAAUACCUUUUGAAUGUUUUAAAAUUUUGAUAGAUGACAAUGUCGAUAUAUUUCAAAAUAACGAUUUUAAAAUAGUGAUUUGUUGUUUCCGAGAAAACAUUUUUAGAGCUUAUUUCGUUUCAAAUAUUUUUUCUAAUUUUUUCUAAAUAGAUUUCAUAAAUAUACUAUUGCUUUAUACACAAAUAAUAUUUAGUUUUGCCUCUAUCGGAGAUUUUGAAAGUUUUUUUUCUCCAUUUUCAGCUAAUUUGUGUCAAACAUUUUAUUUACAAUCGCUUGUAAAAUAACCGGAAUAAGUUAAAGAUUUGAUGAGAUAUAUUUGUUAAUGAGAAUUUGGAUCAUUCAAUUCAGUUAGUGAAAGUAGAUGAAGUUUGUAAAAUUUAUUCAAUAAUACUUUGUAUUUUUAUUUGCAAUGGGGAUGUGUAACAUAGAUGUAAACAUGUUUUCAGGCUCCAUUUUCUAGCUACAGUGCGUAUAAUUGUAUUUCAUUGCCGAUGGAAAUUUAUGAAAUUUGUACAAAGGCCAAUAUAUAUAAUAUUUAUGCUAUGAAAUAAUAAUAGUUUAUUAGCGAGCACCAAAUACGCCCUCACAUAGUUUUCUAUAUUUAUCGAGAAUAUAAAAAAUUGAAUGAAUGCGUACUAAGUGCAUCCAAUCGAAAUUGCUAUAAGAAAAAAAAUUUUGUAUAUUAAUUUAUUGUACCGCGUCAACUUAGGAGCGACAUUGACGUCAAUGCGACGCCAAUUAAUUUUUUUACAUUAAACAGCCAACAAGAUUGAUUAGUAUAGUGUAAAUUGUCAUUUUAACGAUUAUCAUUGGAUUUGCGUCAUUAAAUGCAUAUGUUGGCCCAUUUGUCUAUUUGUUGGACACUUUGUAAUUCAAAUAUCGCCUAUUGGCUAUUAUAUGAAUAUGUGUAUUUGACAGACUGCCAUAAUUAAUAUUAUUAUAUGUAUGUAUGUAUAUACUCCCCCCCCCACACACACAUACACACACACACAACCAUACAUGUUAAGGCUUAUAUAAUGAGUAAUCUGCCAUAAUCUUGGCCACAUUAUAGCAUAAUAAGAUGUAACGGAAAUUGUGCAAUUUAUUUCGUAAAUGUAACGCGAGUAAAAAUGCACAUUUCAGCAAGCAUUUUAAAAGUGCCAAAAUUAACGAUAUUAUAUAGUCGCGAUGGUUUCGAUAAUGUUAUGUGUGUAUGCGCGCGCGUGUGUGUAUGUGUGUAGCAAUAUUCGAUAUUUGAACUGAAAAUUUUUAUAUUAAUGUUAGUGAAGCUAUAGCAGCAGAUGAUCAAUUAGUAGAUAAAUCAAUAUCGAAAUAUUUUAUAGAUUGCCCUGCGUAUUAUUAAGAUAAAAGCAUUAUUUCGCAUAUGUCUCUCGAAUACGCUUUCAAAAUGUUAUUGCGUGACUUCAUGUGAUAACACAUGUAUAACAUCUACUAUAGAACAAUAUUGCAACAUUCUCAAUUAAUCUUUGCAGACAUCUCAACUGUGACGAGCUAAUUUAGUAAUCUAGCAUGAAAAGAGGAACUACUCUAUGUCACGAAUUUACAUAUUUAAUAUUAUAGGCAGCUAUUUGAUCGAUUAUUUAGUAAUGAAAUGUACGUGAGAAUCCGUUGUUUUAUAAUUUUAUAUAUUUACUAAUGUGUAUCACGUAUUGUGUAAUGUACACUAAAAAUGUCACAAGUGUUUCAAAAUUUAUUAGGGCAUUUUUCGGUAUUACAUCUACUUUCAUGAUAUACACAUAAUAAGUCCGAUUAAACCGAUGAGAUAUUCUUUACAUUAUAGUUUUUUUAAAUUUAUUAUUAAUUUACUCUGAACGAAAAUGGUACAAGAUAUAGUUUUCAAAUAAUUAAUGAUUAAAAGUUAGAAACUUUUUUUAGCAAACAACUCAAGAAGUAAUAUAGAUGAUAACAUGACAUUUUUGGGUUAAUUUCAAAUGCUUUUAUUUUACAUCAAAUUGUUAUUUAAAAUUUAUUUGCAAAGAAAUGAUGUGUAAUGUUCAAAAUUGAAGAGAUUCGAUAAUAUUUGAAAUUGUCGAAUUUUGAUGUAUGUAUACUUCGAUAACAUAAUUAAAUUGUUUUUAAAACGAUCUAAAGAA
Cataglyphis hispanica is the source of this 10618-nucleotide messenger RNA. It is a transcript of the gene AdamTS-A, whose product is annotated as A disintegrin and metalloproteinase with thrombospondin motifs 8. The transcript is spliced from 29 exons. Bases 1391 to 6874 code for a protein of 1827 amino acids. Gene Ontology annotation, cellular component: extracellular matrix. The record is from RefSeq and is a predicted model, not a curated record. NCBI's taxonomy places the organism in Eukaryota, Metazoa, Arthropoda, Insecta, Hymenoptera, Formicidae. Gene Ontology annotation, biological process: extracellular matrix organization; proteolysis. Gene Ontology annotation, molecular function: zinc ion binding; metalloendopeptidase activity.